GAUUGCCCCAAAAGGACGUGUAACGUGUUAGCCUUGUAAUCUUGAAAAAAGUAUCUAUCUAUUAUGUGAAGUGCUAGAACAAAUAGAAUAAAGCAAAUACCACUUAGAUAUUAAUAUUAAGUAAGUAGAAUUGUGGUUUAUGGUGUAACUUAUAAGUCAAUGGCAAUAGCACAGUGUUUGGAACUUUGGAGUGCUUUUUAGUGGCGUACCCAUUACACUGUAAAAGUGUAAACAAGAUUUUCAAUGGUAAAUAAAGCUCGCCUUUGCCUUUAGGAGCAAAACUUAUUCAUCAAAAGUUCUUCAAAAGUUUUUCCAACGGCAUAAAUAUCCAUCGUAAAUAAUAAUUAAAACAUCCGAUGAGUCGAAAUGAAUGUUGACCUUCGAAAGUCAGUGGAGUGUGCCUAGAUGACGCCAAAAACAGAUGUUCAUGAUUUGGAGCGUAGGAAAACAGCCCGAUAACAGAGCGUACAAAAAUAAAUAAUGUGCCUUUUAAUGUAAACGUCCAUGCACCAUGAACACAAGAAUGUGUUUCCUAAUAACCAGACUAAAUGCUUCCCGAAUAAUAUUUAUAUUGAUCCUUUUCUACGCUGCUUCCCUCAUGUACACCUACAAUGCAAGACUCUACUCCAUAAGGUCACAGAGAAAGGACAUCUCGUAUCUGAACCAUAAGAGCUUCAAGUAUAUCCUGCAAUGGACAAGUAGAUUCAAUUACCCUCUCAUCCCAAUGGGCCAAGGCAACUCUGUUUUCGUUAGAGGCAAGUGCAAUUUCACCAACUGUUUCAUUACCGAUGACAAGAAUUAUUUCAUCGAUCAAACUGAAUUCGAUGCUGUGGUAUUUGGCGGAAUGGACGCCAUGAAACUCUGGUCGUUCCAGCUACCGUAUAAAAGGUCCCCGAAACAGAAGUACAUUUUCGCUGCGUCCGAAUCCGCAGAUAACUAUGCCGUAUGCUCGCCGAUGUACAACGGAUUUUUCAAUUGGACGUGGACGUAUCGAAUCGACUCAGAUAUAUUUUGGGGAUAUAUAGUCAUCUACGAUUUGCAGGAUAACAUCAUUGGACCUGCCCUUAAUAUGAAAUGGCUGGACAAGCUUGAUCCUAUAAAUGAAGAACUGAAGUUGAAAUUGUCGAGUAAAUCAAAAACAGCUGCGUGGUUCGUGUCCCAUUGUACCACAAAUAGUGGUAGGGAGGUUUUUGUAGAUGAACUGAAGAAGGAGCUGAAACAGUAUGGACGUACUGUCGAUGUUUACGGCCGAUGUGGCACUCUGAGUUGCACGAGGGAUAAUGAGGAUUCUUGCUUUAAAAAGAUAGAAGUUGAUUACUACUUUUACUUAUCGUUUGAGAAUUCGUUCGCUGCGGACUAUGUGACGGAGAAGUUGCUGAGUGCACUGAACAAUUAUGCCGUCCCUAUUGUCUACGGUUCAGCAAAUUACUCAAGAUUUCUUCCCCCUGGGAGCUACCUCGACGCGUUGAAAUUGGGCCCAAAACAGCUGGCUCGUCGGAUGAACGAGAUCAUCAACGACAGUACCAAGUACCACGACUUCUUCCGCUGGAGGAACCACUAUAGGUACCGAGAGAGCUAUCCCCUGGAUGAGGUGUGUAAACUGUGCAAAGCGCUGAACGACGAAGAGAGGGUAGCUGAAGUGACCGUGUGGGAUGAUUUCAGGACUUGGUGGAAUGGAGAAAGUUUAAAGGACAAGUGUUGAUAGUUACAACAAGUUAAAUUAUAAAGGGUUUACAGUACUAAUACUUCAUAAGUCGCAGAAAAACGCAACCUAUCACCGACCAGAACCGAAUGUACACCAAUGAAAUAUAGACCUUAUUGAUAGAUAUUAAGAUUUCAAACACAAGAACAACGCAGAUUCAUGCUAUCUCGCUCAUAAUUCGCGCAUACAAAACAUGGCGCGUAGGCGGCAACCAAUAGCAGACGGACGCGCGCUAUGAUUGGCUGAGAUAUUUUCGCGCCAU
Messenger RNA from Maniola jurtina (meadow brown), 1964 nucleotides. Its product is annotated as alpha-(1,3)-fucosyltransferase C-like. Bases 512 to 1702 code for a protein of 396 amino acids. The transcript is spliced from 3 exons. Gene Ontology annotation, molecular function: alpha-(1->3)-fucosyltransferase activity. Lineage: Eukaryota; Metazoa; Arthropoda; Insecta; Lepidoptera; Nymphalidae. Gene Ontology annotation, cellular component: membrane. The record is from RefSeq and is a predicted model, not a curated record.